GCGAUCUUCCUGCCUCAACCCGCAAAGAGCACGCGAUGUCACAGCUGAUGUAGUCUGGCUAAUUCCAAGACUUGUCGAGGCAGAUGGAUCAUCUAUAGCGGAAGUUGAAGGGCGGGCAGGUCUCGCCGCCUUUGGCCCAAUCCCUUUUCGUCUCAUCUCUACUUCAUUUCAUCCUCAAUUCAUCCAUUCCACCCCUCGUGCUGCUCGUGAGUAGAGUAUAUAGAUACUAAGGUUUACCCCGCCACGACCUAUAAACUUACACCGGAACCCAUCUACAACAUGUCAUCACUACUUCGAGGCACUUCUUUCAUCACCGGCGCUGCCUCAGGCAUCGGCCAACGAACAGCCCUGGCCUUUGCAAAGAACGGCAUCACGCGCCUCGCCCUUGCCGAUGUUAACCGCGAGGCUCUGGAGGCAACAUCAAACCUCAUACGACGCCAGUACCCCGCUUGUGAAGUCCUCGGCCUUCCGCUUGAUGUUCGCAACGUUUCGGAGGUCAAGCACGGCGUCGCCGAGGCGGUGUCGCGCUUCGGCAGACUGGACGUCGCUGUGAACAAUGCCGGCAUCGGAGGCAGCGGCCGGCCCACGCACGAGGCUGAUGAAGACGAAUUCGCCAGAAUCGUCGAUGUCAACCUACACGGGGUGUCGAGAUGCCAGCGCGAGGAGAUCAAGGUCAUGUUGCAUCAGGAGGACCUGGGCUUCCGGCGCGGCCGCGGCGCCAUCAUCAACGUCGCUUCCGUCCUCGGCGUCGUGUCGCCGGCGCCGUUCAUGUUCCAAACAGCUUACUCGGCCUCGAAGCACGGGAUCAUGGGCUUGACAAAGAGCGACGCCAACACGUACGGCCCAUGCGGCAUUCGAAUCAACGCGAUCUGCCCCGGCUUCAUUGCGACCCCGAUUAACCUCACUCUCGCAGAGGAGUCUGGCGGUGCGCUGGCUCGCUAUAUCGAGGACACGCCGCUCAAGCGUCUGGGCACGGCCGAGGAGGUUGCUGAUUGCAUUACAUUUCUUGCUUCUGAUAUGAGCAGUUUCAUGCAAGGGUCCGGUCUUGUUGUUGAUGGUGGACUCGCGGCUCAUUAGCCGGUAUGGGGGGUUGAUGUACAGGUGGGGUUAUCCAUCUGGCUUUGAGCAACUCUGUUUCACUAGCACACAUAAGGUAUCAACAUUGUAGUGUUUUGAACAGCUUUGGGACAAGUUGCUCUUUGUAGGCAUUACUCUAAACCCACGAAAGCAAGGCAUCA
Molecule: messenger RNA, 1238 nt
Organism: Colletotrichum navitas
Lineage: Eukaryota; Fungi; Ascomycota; Sordariomycetes; Glomerellales; Glomerellaceae
Product: short chain dehydrogenase
Exons: 6
Coding region: 280-1077 (265 amino acids)
Source: RefSeq, a predicted model, not a curated record